This is a messenger RNA of Sclerotinia trifoliorum, 1151 nucleotides long. The record is from the annotation of a GenBank genome assembly. NCBI's taxonomy places the organism in Eukaryota, Fungi, Ascomycota, Leotiomycetes, Helotiales, Sclerotiniaceae.
UGAAGUGAUUAGCGGCAGUCAACUCCGUACUCAUUUGCCGCGGGUUCUUUCUAUGAAAAAUUCAUCAUGUCAAAGGAAUACCUCCAGGUUCCCUCCAAUGAUGACUUAUUCGUCGACGAAGAGCCAAUUUCCCACUCUCCAUCUCAUCCCAAAAGAGAUUUCAUGGCACGCUAUGGAGGCUCGAUCGGGUCGAUGUGUUUCCUGCUCCUAGUUCCAUCUAUUUUGCUCAAUGCUGUUCUUAUAGCACAAAAGAAUCGGGCUGUAAUGCCAUGCAUCAUCGAAUCUACCUAUUCUUAUAGUAUGUUUUUACCUGGGGUGUCGAUAGCAUAACACACGCUUAUGAAGGAUGUCAUAGGCCAUAUAACUCAAGACACGCCACUGGUGUUUCAUUCAACUUCGGAUUAUUGGGGCGAAAACGAGACACUCGCAGAUGAGCUUUGGGAAUCUAUCAAUAUCGACCCUAUCACUGUUGCUCUUUCGCCAGAAUUUGUCGAACAGCAUGGUCUAGCAGAAUCAGCAAGAUUCCCGUGGGAUAACGACAAGAGGACGUAUAUCCUGAAAGGUUUUCAUGACCUGCACUGUCUUGUAAGUCUUUGCGGCCCAAUAUGAAUCUCUUACUGAAACCGCUCAGAAAUCGAUACGACGGGCAUUUGUCGACUUGCAGCGUGGUGUUGACACAAAAGCAGACUGGUUUCACAUGUACCAUUGCCUCGACGCGUUGAGACAAGACAUCAUGUGCUACGCUGACGACACUCCUAUGCCGAUCCCAGCAGAUGUCAAAGACAUUGGAGAUGGUCAAGUCAGGCAAUGUCGCGAUUGGAACAAACUGACGGCCUGGGCUACUGCUCCAGAGCAAAAUGCUUGCUAUAGGCAACUUAGCGAUUACGACCGGGUAUUCCACCCUCUUGAGAGAUUUUCGUAUUGUCCCGAGGGGUCGCCGUAUUAUGACAUCCAAAGAGAGUAUUUUGAGAAGCAUGGCCACGUGGACCCGUUUCAACCGUGAACGAACUACACUAAGGCAAGGGCGGAUGUGGAAGUUUGGUUGUUUUACUCUCUAGUUACUUGGUUAUGUUCACUUCUGGAUAUCUCGGACAGUCGUGUUCGCGCAUAUCCUUUCCUCAAGUAAUUUGUAACUAUAAUUCAAAUUCCAU